GGCCCCGGUACGGCGCACGCGGGGGGCCAAGAGUCCUCCUGCGGCGAAGCGGGCCAGAUGGGGACGGAGCGGCGCGAAGGGGCCCAGGCCGGGCCCGCCUCCCAGCGCCCCCCGGGCGGCCCGACCUUCACGCUGGCCGAGGUGGCGAAGCGCAACACCCCGAGCGAGGCGUGGCUGGUCCUCCACGGGCGCGUCUACGACGUCACCCCCUUCCUGCACGAGCAUCCCGGAGGCGAGGAGGUUUUGCUUGAGCAAGCUGGCAGAGAUGCCACGGAGUCCUUUGAAGACGUGGGUCACUCUGUGGAUGCCCGGGAGAUGCUCGAUCAGUACCUCAUUGGAGAGGUUCAUCCGAGUGACUGCAAACCUGAGGGCCCCAAGGUUCCAGGCAAACCGGCAUCAAACGAGGACAGUGUGUGGACCAUGUGGCUGAUCCCCAUUUUGGGAGUCUUGAUCCUGGGCUUCAUGUACCGCUACUACAUGGACGGGAGGUCCUCCUGAUGUGAUCUGGCUCAACCUCGCAAUGUCCCCGUGACCCUCCCAUCCGUCCUUCACUGGCCAGCCCAGCCAUACCGGUGCCUGCAGAGCCAAGCUGGAAUCAGGGGGGCCCACCAGGCCCUCGCCCUCCCAGCAGAACCCAGUUCCCAGCCAUUCCCUGUGACGACCCGCGUCCAUCUUUAGCAGCUUCAUUGAGCAGCAGGUUCCAGCUUGUGGCUCCCGAAAUCCAUGUUGGCCUGUCUUGUUUGUCCUAAGAGAGGAGGACGGCAUGCUUUCAUCAUCCCUGCCCAGAACGAGACUAGCACAAGAAAUGGUUCCACCAGCACAGCUGGACGACGUGACCAAAACAGCAGCGCACAGCUGGCAUCAGGGGGCUUUCCUGUGAAACGGUUAAACAAGGCCCAUUUUCCUGGCCUUUUUAAUUACCCGCCUGUUCUGUAAUAAAACGGUUCCACACAUCCUCUGUA
This is a messenger RNA of Sphaerodactylus townsendi, 962 nucleotides long. Its product is annotated as cytochrome b5. The transcript has 5 exons. Gene Ontology annotation, cellular component: mitochondrial outer membrane; intracellular membrane-bounded organelle. Gene Ontology annotation, molecular function: heme binding. NCBI's taxonomy places the organism in Eukaryota, Metazoa, Chordata, Lepidosauria, Squamata, Sphaerodactylidae. The coding region runs from base 58 to 498 and encodes 146 amino acids. The record is from RefSeq and is a predicted model, not a curated record.